Zychaea mexicana is the source of this 1577-nucleotide messenger RNA. Its product is annotated as Poly(A) polymerase central domain-containing protein. Bases 43 to 1503 code for a protein of 486 amino acids. Gene Ontology annotation, cellular component: nucleus. Lineage: Eukaryota; Fungi; Mucoromycota; Mucoromycetes; Mucorales; Lichtheimiaceae. Gene Ontology annotation, molecular function: RNA binding; poly(A) RNA polymerase activity. The transcript is spliced from 10 exons. The record is from RefSeq and is a predicted model, not a curated record.
CCCAAAAUCAAGCGGCAACACUUUAAUUUCUUUUUUAACGUCAUGCGCUCGAACAUUAGCAAUGACCGUAUACAGCGCUACCUUGCUCGAGCAGAAGUAACUGAAGACAACGACCAAGCUAGAACACGACACGAAUUAUUAAAGAAACUACGGUCAUUGCUUGAGGACUUUGUUCGCCGAGCAGCACAAAAUAAAUCACUUCGACGCGACGAUUUCGUGUGUCAGUUAAUGCCAUUCGGAUCGUAUGGCUUGGGCGGAUACCUUGCAGGGGCUGAUAUGGACCUCGUGUUGCUAAGUGCCUUUGCAGUGGAAAGACGCGAUUUUUACAAGAUAUUUCCACAGCUUCUGAGAAGAAUAACAGAAGAUGGUAUUGAGGUGAUAAGGCGGACCGCGGUUCCGAUUAUCAAGUGCACCAUUGAUUCUAUUCCGGUGGAUAUAUCAUUUGUUCGUCUACGAUUGGCAGACGUGCCUGAAAAUAUCAAUUUACUCAACGACGACUAUAUGGAAGGUCUUGACAAAGAGUGCCUUGCAAGCAUGGAUGGACCACGUACACAACAGUAUAUUUUGGACAACAUCAAACCUGAGCAUAUGCCGGCGUUCCAGUGCGGGCUUCAGUGCAUCAAAUACUGGGCUACCCAACGAUAUCUGUAUGGAAAACCGAUGGGAUACCUGAACGGCAGCACCUGGACCUUUUUGCUGAUGAAGACGUAUCAGAAUGUUGCCAACUCUGAUCAUGUUGACGCGUACAAUCUGUUGCACAAGUUCUUUGACAUGUGGACCGAUUGGCCUUGGCCAGAGCCCGUAUUAUUAACUGGACGUAUACCCGGCCUUCAUGGCGAGUUUAUGGAUUUUCAAGACCUUGAAGACUUUGAGCAUUCGGUGAUGCCCAUUGUAUCACCAUGCUAUCCAGUAUGCAAUUCAGCGCCGUUUGUCACAGCUUCUACUCUUCAAAUAUUAACACAAGAGCUCAAACGAGCUAGAACCAUCAUGAAAUCAGACAACUUUUUAGAUAUCAAUAGCCUUCUUUCGAAACUAUUUAAGGAAUUAAAGUUCUUUGCUCGAUACAGACAUUUUUUGCGCGUCAUGGUUAUGUCAGAAACAAUCAAAAGUAACGACACUUGGAAACGGAAAAUGGCGACUGCGAUACCGAAACUUGUUGAACUGCUCGAAGUACACCCUUCCAUCAAUGUCAUCCACCCCUACACUAAAUCAUAUACAGAAUCAAUCAGCUAUCGCACUACACAAGGGAAACUGGCAAUUCAAGAAGGAUAUACGGAUUAUGUUGAGAACUUUGCAACGUCCUUCCAACCUGGGAGAUUGCAUGUCACCACCCAUUUGAUUGGUCUUGAAGUAGGAGCACCAGCUCCAGAAAUCGACCUAAGCAAUGAAAUCGGUGACUUUCUUAAUGAACUCGAAGCAAAACGAAACAAUAAAGACGCCGAUGUCACAUUCAAGAUCGUGUCUGCCAAAAGGAGCGAUCUACGAUCGUUGGCCAACGACUAAUUCAUAGACUGCAACACCUACAGCAACUAUUACUAUCACUAAUACUUGUAAUAAACAAAGAAAAAAAAAGACUU